This is a messenger RNA of Prunus armeniaca (apricot), 420 nucleotides long. Lineage: Eukaryota; Viridiplantae; Streptophyta; Magnoliopsida; Rosales; Rosaceae. The record is from the annotation of a GenBank genome assembly.
AUGAGAUUCAUUAAGCAUGAAAGGGGUCGAGUGCACAAGGAAAAGGAGGUCACGGUCUCCUCACAAGGGGCCGAUGGUGAUGUGGUUGGCCACAGGGACGGUAGGGUGCAUCUGAACCAAGGGGUCUAUAAGGUUGCGUUGUCGGAUAUGGGUCAUUUGCGGCUGGAUGGGGAUCUCUCACAGAUCUUUCCUACUGCUCCAAGGUGUUCGGACAAGGGCAAAACAGUUUUGGGGGAAGAUGUCACUGCGGCUUCUGCUAUCUUGGGGCUGCCAACCUCAUUCUGCAAAGGUAGUAUACAACGUGGCUUUCAGCUGGGCCGUGCCAGGCCUCGGGGGAGUCCUGUGAUGACUGAUAAUACAUCUGGUGUUGAGCGCACACCCGUGAUGGGUAUCGGGGGUCGGGCCCAUCACGAGCAAUGA